Messenger RNA from Danio rerio (zebrafish), 2228 nucleotides. The record is from RefSeq and is a predicted model, not a curated record. Lineage: Eukaryota; Metazoa; Chordata; Actinopteri; Cypriniformes; Danionidae.
AGUUGGCAAUCUCACAUGAGAAAUGGUCGUGUUUUCGCCCAAUAGUACAAGGGCGUCAAACUACAAAAAGUACCGAUAAGAGAACCGUUAAAGUACCGAACCAAUAAGUGGUAUUGAUAAAAGCAGUAAUACCAUUAAAAACUUAACAAUACCCAUCCUUAUCGUGAACAACUAACUCUUUAAUAUUUGAAUUUUAAAUGCAUCUGUGAAGUCAACCAAGUAGGCACAUUUUGAUCAGCAAAUUUAGCACAAAUAUGCUUGUGAAUAACAGCGUAAUUAACACCAUGCGAAGUGCUUCAUAUAAAAAGUGUUGACAAAGCACUACAUGGAAAAGCUUUCCACGUUAAUAAAUUAUUGACAGCCCUUCACUACAUAGUGCCCUGCAUUUAGGUAACUCCUGCUUUAUCUGUGCAAGCCCAGAUAGUGUAAACAAACAGCAAAUAACAUAAUGCACAGGAAGACAUACUUGUUUUGUUUGAACACAUACCAAAUGACAGCAUGAGCACUACUGUCUCUUUAAGACCUCAUCUACACACUUUCACCACUCGGGCUCUCCAUGUAGCCCCACCUUGUCACCAGUAGCAGCUCUCAGUCUGGAUGUGCUGGCCGUUAACUAAAGUCACCCACUACAUACCUAUCCCAAUGACAGAGCUCCCAUCGGCACAGGCAAACACACACAUACUACUGAGGGAGCCAGGAGCUUCCAUCGACCAACCCAUCACUGGUUGACUUCAGCAUUCCAGGCCUUAACAAAGUAUCUGGGAAGAGAGUGAAACGCUUGGAGGACCAUGAGUGAGCUGGAGCAGUUGCGGCAGGAGGCCGAACAACUGCGCAAUCAGAUCAGAGAUGCCAGGAAAGCAUGCAGCGACUCCAGCCUGUCCCAGAUUACGGCGGGUCUGGAUUCCGUCGGAAGGAUCCAGAUGAGAACGAGGCGGACCCUCCGCGGCCAUUUAGCCAAGAUCUACGCCAUGCACUGGGGCACUGAUUCCAGGUUACUAGUUAGUGCCUCACAAGAUGGCAAGCUCAUCGUUUGGGACAGCUACACCACAAACAAGAUUCAUGCCAUUCCAUUAAGGUCAUCAUGGGUGAUGACUUGUGCCUACGCUCCUUCAGGGAAUUAUGUAGCUUGCGGAGGCCUGGACAACAUCUGCUCAAUCUACAGCCUUAAAACCCGCGAGGGCAAUGUCAGAGUCACUAGAGAACUGCCUGGACACACAGGUUAUUUGUCAUGUUGUCGCUUUUUAGAUGAUAGUCAGAUAGUCACCAGCUCUGGAGAUACAACAUGUGCUCUGUGGGAUAUUGAGACUGGUCAGCAGACGACCACAUUUACUGGCCACAGCGGAGACGUGAUGAGCCUCUCCCUCAGUCCAGAUUCCAAGACAUUUGUGUCGGGUGCCUGCGAUGCAUCCUCCAAACUGUGGGACAUUCGAGAUGGAAUGUGCAGGCAGUCUUUCACCGGACACGUGUCUGAUAUAAAUGCUGUCUGUGCGUUCUAGCUGGGCAUGACAACAGGGUCAGCUGUUUGGGGGUGACCAGUGAUGGCAUGGCUGUGGCCACCGGUUCUUGGGAUAGUUUCCUCAGGAUAUGGAACUGACCUCAAUGGACGAGACUCUUUCUGAUCUCACAGUCACUGUAGUGCUGCCACACAUGACCUCUCCUGUUUCUCACCUCCUGUUUUUUUUCUUCCAUCUUCUCUCUUUCAAUAGUCACACUACCCCACAAUCCUUACAUUCAGCAUUGAAGAGCCUCCACAGGGUUUCUUUGUCUCUGGCUUUUCACGAGGCGGCGGACAGACUGUGUGUUGUGUAUAUAUCAGUGUUUGGAUGUUCUGAUGUGCGGAUACUCAAAAUGGGUGUCCAUAUUUUCUUUUCUCUGCUUACAAUAUGUUUUACUUCAUCCCCCAGUCACAAUACCACUGUAUGUUCCUCACCUAUUUGCCAACGCAGCAGCAACUGAGAGAUGAGGCUCCAAUUGUAUUAUAGGCCAUCAGUGUUUGACUUUUGACCUGAAGUUUGGUCUGCUUCUUCAGCUAGUGUUGCUUUGGUUCUAUCUAUCAAUGGUUUUGGCUUUGGUUGGUAGAGUGUAGUUGUGAGAGGAAACACUGAUGAUUUGGGGGGUGGGGGGGGGUAUUUGUCAUCCUUUAAGCCUGACAGUAACAUUUGGUAUGUUUUAGACUGCAUCUACUGUCAGCCUGUCUUUACUACCACUAGAUAAACCGUACUGAUCCA